Messenger RNA from Tinamus guttatus (white-throated tinamou), 537 nucleotides. NCBI's taxonomy places the organism in Eukaryota, Metazoa, Chordata, Aves, Tinamiformes, Tinamidae. The record is from RefSeq and is a predicted model, not a curated record.
AUGGCCGGAGGAUGGGGUGUCCUGAUGCUCCUGCUCGCCCUGCUGGCCCUGCAGGACACGAAGGCUGUGAAAGUGGGGAAUGUGAUCACCCAGGUUGACUUAUACCAGCGGGCUGAGACGCUGCAGCAGGAGGGUGGGCAGUUCGUGUUCGACUUCAAUGGAGACGAGAUGUUCCAUGUGGAUCUGGAGAAGGCAGAGACCCUCUGGCGCCUACCUGAGUUCGCGGAGUUCACCAGCUUCGAGGCCCAGGGAGCUCUGCAGAACAUGGAUGUAAUGAAACAGAACAUGGAGGUCGCCAUUGAGAGGAGAACCCGCUCCCAGGGGACGAUCGAGCCACCUGAGGUUACAGUGUUCUCUGAGGAUCCAGUGGAGCUGGGCGAUCCCAACGUUCUCAUCUGCUACGUGGACAAGUUCUGGCCAUCUGUCAUCAACAUCACAUGGCUGAAGAACGGGCAGGAGGUGGUGGACGGCAUCUUCGAGACCGUUUACCUCCUACGGGACUACCGCACCUACCGCAAGUUCUCCUACCUGCCCUUC